UAAAGUUAAAAAGGCCAGGUCUGCUUAUAGGAGAAAAUUAUUCAAAAUUCCCCGAAACUGGAUAAUUAGGGGGAAAAAUGUACACAAUUAAGUUCUUUCUCAUUAUUGUUCCUCUAGUUCUUUCUUCCAGAACUGAUCAAGACAAUUUAUCAUUUGAUUUUAUAUCUUCAGAGUCAAAAUCAAGAUUUGCUAUGUUAGAUGAUGUAAAAAUUUUAGGUAAUGGCCUCCUUCAGUUGGGACACGGUCUUAGAGACUUUGUCCAUAAGAUUAAGGGCCAAAUUAAUGACAUAUUUCAAAAACUCAACAUAUUUGAUCAGUCUUUUUAUGAUCUAUCACUGCAAACCAAUGAAAUUAAAGAAGAAGAAAAAGAACUGAGAAGAAUUACAUCCAAACUACAAGUUAGAAAUGAAGAAGUGAAGAACAUGUCACUGGAACUCAACUCAAAACUUGAAAGCCUCUUAGAUGAAAAAUUUCUACUUCAGCAAAAAGUGAAAUAUUUGGAGGAACAAUUAACUAAUUUAAUUCAAAAUCAACCUGACAUUCAGGAUCACCCAGAAGUAACAUCACUUAAAACUUUUGUAGAACAGCAAGACAACAACAUCAAAGACCUUCUCCAGACAGUGGAACAACAAUAUAAACAAUUAAACCAACAGCACAAUCAAAUAAAAGAAAUAGAAAACCAGCUCAGAAGGACUGGCAUCCAAGAACUCACAGAAAAUUCUCUUUCUUCUAAACCAAGAACACCAAGAACUACCCCCAUUCUUCAGCUGAAUAAAACAAAAAAUGUAGAACAAGAUGAACCGGGAAUUGGACUCGGGCCCCUGCACUUGCCAGACUUUCCUGCUGACUGUGCCACCAUUUAUAAGAGAAGUGAACACAGAAGUGGCACAUACGCCAUUAGACCCAGCAACUCUCCAGCGUUUAAUGUCUACUGUGACGUUAUGUCAGGCAGUUCAUGGACAUCAAUUCAACACCGAACAGAUGGAUCACAAAAUUUCAAUGAAUCUUGGGAGAACUACAAAUAUGGUUUUGGGAAGCUUGAUGGAGAAUUUUGGCUGGGUCUAGAGAAGAUAUAUUCCAUAGUGAAGCAAUCAAAUUACACUUUACGAAUUGAACUGGAAGACUGGAAAGACAACAAAUAUCAUGUUGAAUAUUCUUUUCACUUGGGAAACCAUGAUACCAACUACAUGCUGCACCUGGCUGAGAUGACAGGCAAUGGCCCCAAGGUGUUCCCAGAACACACCGACUUGGUGUUUUCCACGUGGGGUCACAGAGCAGGACACCUGAACUGCUCGGAACACUAUUCAGGCGGCUGGUGGUGGCGUGAUGUAUGUGAUGAAAACAACCUACACGGCAAAUACAACAAACCAAGAGCAAAAUCUAAGGCAGAGAAGAGGAGGGGAAUAUGGUGGAGGUCUCAAAAUGGAAAGCUAUACUCUAUUAAAUCAACCAAAAUGUUGAUUCAUCCAAAAAAUGUAGAAAGCAUUGAAUGAACUGAGGAAAAUUCAACAACAAUAAAUUAAAUAUUAAACUCAUUUCAAAUUUC
Octodon degus (degu) is the source of this 1546-nucleotide messenger RNA. It is a transcript of the gene Angptl3, whose product is annotated as angiopoietin like 3. The transcript is spliced from 8 exons. The record is from RefSeq and is a predicted model, not a curated record. Gene Ontology annotation, biological process: cholesterol homeostasis; phospholipid homeostasis; phospholipid catabolic process. Lineage: Eukaryota; Metazoa; Chordata; Mammalia; Rodentia; Octodontidae. Bases 78 to 1493 code for a protein of 471 amino acids.